AUAUAGAACUUAAUCUUUUGUGUUUUUAAAGCGGAUGUCAUGUUUUAAUACGAUUUUACCCUUAUUCAUAAUUAAUUUAGAUAUGAAAACAACUUUUUAGAGGAUUGAAAAUAUUUUAAUAGUUUUGAAUUGAAAAAUAUUGCUAGUCGGGAUGAUAAAGUUAUUAUUCUGGAUAAGUAUUGUUCUCUGUCACACUUGCUACUGCCAAAAAACCUAUAUUCGUAACUUUUACGAUAUUUCGAAGAAAGAUCGUACACUUUUUGUGUUCGAUAAAGAUAUAUAUUUUAGUAAAGCCAAUUUUGAAGCAAGAAACUAUGGCGAUAACUUUUGUGAAGGACAAAAUAGUAAUUUACCAAAAGCAACUAUAACAGCAACGGUCUUUAGUACCAGUUAUAUUUUAAUAUGUGGUCGAUCACAAACUAAUCAAAGUCAACAAAAUUGCAUAGUUUAUAAAUUAGACCAUCUGUCUUGUAAAAAAGUACAUAAGAAUCUUAGCAGAGAUUUGGAUUUUGUCCCACCUGAAGGAUUUUCAGUUUCUGUUGUAAGUCUUUUACAAGCUGAUGAUGAAAGGGUUUACAACUAUAAAUCUUAUGUUCCUUUAUCAACGAAUCAGUCGUUGAUCAAUUGCAUCAAGAAUAUAAUACCAUUUGUGUCGCCCAUUGAUUAUACUGACUGUGGUUCAAUUAGACCAGCUAAGAAUCUCGAAGGAUUUAAAUUGAAUCCCAUUUUUUCUGGAAAAUUUGGGGAGAAUUUGAUUAAUUUUAUUAUAAAUAGAAAUUUAAUUGAUAACAGUAAUAGAACUGUUACAGUUUUAUCAACUAUAUUACCCCACCACGGUUUAACUUCUUACAAUGAAAUGCCAUUGGAAUGUCAAGGUGAAACAAUAAAUGGAUUGGAAACUUUCAACGAAGCUAUCAUUGCUGAACAAAUCUUCUUUCCCAAGGAAAAGAAUUCAGCAACUGUAUUUAUGGUAUCAAAAAGUUCAUCAGGAACAAUGGCCCUUUGCAUAUUUCAUUUAUCUGAUUUAUUCAAAAUAAUAACGGAUACUAAUAGUAAAUGUGAUCGAGGAGAAAGUAUUUCAAAAUUAAGACAUAUUGAAAGGGUAGAUAAGGAGAAUUGUGUGAGUAUUAGUUAAAAGAUUCACAAAUUCUACUCGAAUAAGAUUUAUUAUCUUUCUUUAAAGGUAAAAACGAAAGAAGCAAUGUUUGAAUCAGCUACCGCAAAGACUAGUAAAAAAAAUCACUUUUUACUUUUGCCUAAGCAAAAAGCAGAUGAUGUGUUCAUUCUGGAGGAAAAUUUCAGACCAACAUCUAUAGCUGCCUUAAAUAUAACUGGAUUUCGUGAUAACUACUAUUUAGCUAUUGCAAAUGAAAAGAGCUUUAUUAACAUGUAUCUUUACAAUGGAAAGUCAAAGCAACUCAAAGGAUACAAAAAAAACUUGAAGACUCAUACUUUUAAAGCAACUGGUUUGAGAGUAUUUAACAAUAGAAAUACUAUUUACUUGUCUGCAUCAAUAUUUGAUUGUCAAUCGGAACCAUGUAUAUUUUCUCCAAUGAUAAUACCAUUUCCUGAUUGUCAACAAGAAAAAAUGUGCAUAAGUUGUAUACAAGCAUUUUGCCAUUGGAAUGAUAAUCCUAGCGUACCACCAGAACACAAGUGUGUUGGGAUAACUUCGAAAAACUCAAUUGACAAAACUUUCGCAAAAUCUCCUAAGGAUUGCGUUAAAGAUGCAGCUGUUAUACCAAGUGAAAUUUCUUUGAGGGUACCUCGAAUAAGUUUUGGUCGACAGAGGGAAAUGAUUUAUAAAAUAAAGUCUAAAAAUCAUUUAAAAGGAAUAUUCUGUAAUAUAAAGAGCUGGUGGUUAAGUGAAUUUAAUGGAACUUUUAUCUUUGAUAAAAAUAUUCAAAAAUGUAGAUUUAGGAGAAGAAGUCAAUUUUAUAGACUACCUCAGUUCAAUUCUAUUUUUUAUUAUAAUUUCACUUUGACAUUGCAUAUUUCAAAAACGGGAGAAAUUGUUAAGAAAUUUAAUAUACCAAUCUUUUCAUGUGGAAUAUUGAAAACAUGUGAAGAAUGUAUUCAGUAUCAAGAAUUAUGUUCUUGGUGCUCCUAUGCUGAUAAAUCUUAUUGCAUUGGAAAAGUUGAAGAUUCACGCGGAUGUACUAAAGGUCAACUUGUUCCUGAGAAACAGCCAAAUUUAAAAGUUUGCCCUAUACUAGAAGAAUCUGUAAUGCUAAAGAACAAAUCCUUCAUAUUAAAACCAAAUGAGGAUAUUUUACGAAUACCUUUAUAUUUAGCUUUGCAUCAAGUAGUCGACUUUUGCAAAUUAAGUAUUAAAGCUAACAUUUAUCGAAGCGAAGUUGGAAGUGACUUUCACAAUGGUUGCAAAUUUAACUCAAAGAAAAUUAAGGAAGAUUAUAUGAGUAUUAACGCAAAUGUUGAAGAUAUAAUGUCUGAUUAUAAAUUGGAAAUCUUUUUCUCAAAAACUGAAUUUAAAGUUUCGUCAAUAAUUGAACUAUACAUGUGUUCAUUUAUGAAAGGAUGCGAUAAUUGUUUAAAAAGACAAUGCUUUAUGACGGAAGAUAGCGAAUGCGUUGAUGAAGAUUUUGAUGAAUCUUAUAAUUGUAGUUAUAAUAUUACUGGCGUCCAACCUUCUAAGGCAUUAGCAAGCACUAAACUGAGUGUAAAAGUACAUGGAUACAGAUUAAAUUUUAUGAAAUUGUUAAAUUCGAUUAAAUUUGGCCAGUUUCGUUGUAUUGUUGAUCAAAACUCGAUUAAUUUCUAUUCAUUUAAUUGUACGGUUAACAUAAGCAGCUUUGGACCGUCUAAGGAAAAGAUUAAAAUUACGGGAAAUACUGAAAGUAAUAUCUAUUUGGACGUUCUCUCACCAAAAAGUGUUACAAUAACAUCAGUAUAUCCUGAAAAAAUCUCUAUAGCGCCUUCAAAAGUAUUUCUCCUUGGAGAGAAUUUAGAUACUGGUUCAAUUCUUGAAGUUUACUUAAAUAGUAGUUCAGUUAAUGUACUUAGCCGCAACAAUACUUGCAUAAUAUUUGAAACUGGUUAUACUAAUGUUCCUGGAAAUUACAAAAUUUUUAUAAAAAUUGAUGUAAAGUCUGAUCUUUCAUUUGAAAAAGUUUUAAAGAUUGUUAGACCUUUUAAAGAUUUACAAUUUCCAGUUGGAUUUUAUUCACCCUUUGAAGGUGGAUUAAGCCUUAAAUUGCAUGGAAACAAUUUCGAUUUAUAUAAAACAGCUUAUAUUAUUAUUUCAUCUCUUUCAUCCGAUUUUAAAAGCAAUGAAACAUGUAAAAUACAAUCAUCCCUAUUAGUUGAAUGUAAAACUCCGAUACUCGAUAGAAAAAUAUUGAUUCCUCGUGGUGGUCCUGACAGAGACUCUAGAAAAGAUAUUGGUGGUGGUAUUAAAAGCCCUUUAAGCAGAGGAAAGAGAAAUCUUGACAUUAGACCACCAGGAAGGCCCGGAAGACCAGGAAGAUCAGACAUAAAACAACUAAAAUUCGUUCUUAAAUUCGAUGAAAAAGUUAUUGUUAAUGAGAAUUUUAUGUUACGCUUCUAUAAACUUCCAGAAAAAGCAAUUCAACUGAAAGCAAAUAAAACUACUCUUCAUAUGCAAGAAUUUGACAUUCCUGAUACUUCAAAAUCAUUCAACUUUAAUAUGAAGUUGGAUGGUAAUUCACUUAAAAUGCUCAAAGCCGACCAAGAAUAUAAGCUUGUAAAGUUUAAAGUUUGCGAUGUAAAUUGUGACUUUAAUUACAACGAAGAAUUACCUUUUUGUUCUGUCGAUUUGGAGAAAAAUACUUUAAAUAGAACAGCCUUAAACGCUUGCUUUUUUUUGAUAUCUUGGGGAAGAUAUAAAAGUAAAUUACAAACUAUCAGAGUAAUAAAAAUACAAACGAAACAGCCUAUUAAUCAAAGUUCAAGUAAGAUUGGUCUAAUAGUUGGUCUAAGUGUUGGUUUUCCAGUUAUAUUAGCUAUUGUAAUAGCUGCUGUUAUUUUAUUACGAAAGCGUCAAAAACCUUCGUACAGGAAACCUUCUCCGAAAAAGAGACAUUAUAUUAAUAAACCUAAGAUACCUGGUUUGGCAGAUUUGGAUAUUUAUAAUCGUAAUUCAAGACGAGAAACAAGAUUUCAAAAUCCAAACUAUUCAGAACAACAACAUCCCUUAAUGAAACCUAACUUAUUACCACCUUUGAUGGACGAUAUUGAUGACGAUCCAGGUUACAUUUCGGAAAUAUCUAAUUCUCAAAAACGAAUGCAAGAAAUGAUUAAAAAUGUACAAGUUCCAAAAGAAUUAAUUAAUUUAAAAGAUGAAAUUGGAAGAGGUCACUACGGUGUUGUCUACGUUGCCGAGUUAAAAGAUAAAGAUGAUCAGGAUAAUGAAAAAAAGAUGAGAAAAGUUGCAAUAAAAAUGUUGUUUGGUGAUUUUGAGAAAGAGGAUUCACUAUCGCAAAGUUUAUUGAGAGAAGGAGCCAUAAUGAGCCAGUUUCAUCAUCAGAAUGUUUUGUCUUUAAUAGGAGUAUCUUUUUGGGAUUACGAUACACCAAUGAUUAUUAUGCCUUUUAUGGAAUUAGGAAAUUUAAAAAAUUAUAUCAAGCAUAAAGAUCGAACGUUCUAUUUAAACCAAUUAUUAGGCUAUGGCGAACAAAUAGCAAAUGGUAUGGCCUAUAUCUCUAGUUUAAGAUUUGUUCAUAGAGAUUUAGCAGCUAGAAAUUGCAUGAUUGAUAUGGACGAAGUAGUUAAAGUAGCUGAUUUUGGUCUUUCUGAAGAAAUAUAUAAGAAUCCCAAAAAGAAGAGAAAAGAUAAUUCGUCAGGAGAAUUGAAGUUACCUGUUAAGUGGAUGGCCAUCGAAGUUUUAGAACGUAUGGAAUUCACAUCGAAAUCGGACGUUUGGUCUUUUGGCGUAUUACUAUGGGAAGUACUUCAAAGGGGUCAAAUACCUUAUAAAGAUAUAGAGAAUAAAAAUUUAUAUGAUCAUAUUGCUACUGGAAAGCAAUUAGCUAGACCGAAAGUCUGUCCCAAUGAUAUUUAUGAAUUGAUGAGAGAAUGUUGGAAUUUCGAUCCCGAUAAGAGACCUGCUUUUAUUGAUAUUGCCCACAGAAUACGAAAGUCAAUUACAAUUCCACCUAGCUUAAAACAUGACGAUGUCAAUCAUGAUUAUAUUAAUCUCAGCCAAGGAGGAGCUAGUAAUGCUUAAAAAAUUGGGGAAAAAAUGCUUGUAGCAACGUUCAAAAAUUCUUUUUUUUCCUAUUUACAUAUUUUGUUUUUUUUCUUUAUUUUCAAUUAAAAGAGAGACUACUCUUAAAAGAAAUAUGUUCAGUUUCUUUUUUUAAAUUGAACAGAUACUCAUUCAUUGGUGACUAAGUGAGAAAAAUUUGUUUUAAGAUACUAAAGUAUUUGAAAAGAACGAUCAAACAAUCUUUUUUAUGUAUAUAUAUAUAAAACUAUUCUUCUUGUUUCUUAUUUUUCCUCUUUUCGUUUUAACAUUGAUAAAAUAGACUUUCAAAAGUUUUAUCUCGUGUUUGAUUCUUCUUUAUUUUUCCCGUUUGCAUUUUUUUUUACAUCAACUGUAAAGGAAAAAGCUCCUUUUACUAUUUCUUUGUAUCUGCAAAUAUUCCUCAGUUUUCAAGACACAAAAUUAUGAAUAUAUAUAAAAUUAUAUAUACAUUUAUAUAUAUUUCAUAUAAAAACAUAACUUGUUGUUAUUAAUGUUGUACGUAGUUGAUUAAGAACAUUAUGUUUCCGUUAUAUGUAUUGUAUGUAUAUAUUAAUAUAUACACCAUAUAUGUCCAGAUAAAUUCCUUAUUAUUUUAUAUAUCUAUAUAUUUAUUAAUAAUUAAAUACGUUAAAUAGAUAUUUAUAAUUAUUACUGCAGACAAAAUAGUCAUACGACUUUCCUCGCUUAACUAGCCUCCAGUUCAUCAGGCUGAGCCAUGUUUUUCUUUAAAAACUAUUAAUCAAAUAACUUUAACAACCUUUCAUCCGACUUCUAUUAAUUUCUUACUGUCCAUUACUUAACUUCUAAAGACAAUUCAACAAUUAAACACUUGCAGAUAAAUAUGAAUUUUGUUGAUGAAAGAACUAGAAGGAUAUUUUAAAAAACAGUUUUCAAUUGAUAUCAUUUCUAUAUAUCCAGUACUUGACAUUUAAAAUCUAAAUAUAUGAUGCAAGUUUUAUGACUUAAUUCCAAGGUAACGUUAAAAACAGCUCUAUUAGACAUCAUAACUUUAGUUCAUUGCUAAAAAAUAUCUUUUUUUAGACAAUGAAUGAAGUUCAUCUA
This is a messenger RNA of Dimorphilus gyrociliatus, 6289 nucleotides long. The record is from the annotation of a GenBank genome assembly. NCBI's taxonomy places the organism in Eukaryota, Metazoa, Annelida, Polychaeta, Dinophilidae.